Naegleria lovaniensis is the source of this 3612-nucleotide messenger RNA. RefSeq lists its product as uncharacterized. Gene Ontology annotation, molecular function: U2 snRNA binding; protein binding. Gene Ontology annotation, cellular component: nucleus; U2 snRNP. The record is from RefSeq and is a predicted model, not a curated record. The coding region runs from base 1 to 3612 and encodes 1203 amino acids. The transcript has a single exon. Lineage: Eukaryota; Heterolobosea; Eutetramitea; Acrasida; Naegleriidae. Gene Ontology annotation, biological process: mRNA splicing, via spliceosome.
AUGCAACUUUAUCAUUUUACUCUCAUCAAGCCAGGAAGCGUGGACACAGCGAUCACAGGCUGCUUCUCUGGACGGAAGGUGAAACGAAAUGAGAAAUUGGUGAGAGCAACCGAAAUACUUGUUGCAAAAGGAAGCGUUUUGGAGCUCUAUGAUUGCUCGGAAGAGAACGUCCCACCUCUCUCAUGUUUAUUAUCGCAAGAUGUCUUUGGAGUCAUACGCUCAAUGGUAGCUUUUAAAUUCAGCAACACCGGUGAUAAAGAUUAUAUUGCCAUCGGCUCUGAUUCUGGAUCUAUUGUUAUUUUAGAAUUUAACGCGAUUCUUAACAAGUUUGUGCAGGUUCAUGUGGAAACGUAUGGCAAGACUGGAUGCCGAAGAAUUGUUCCGGGCCAAUACUUGGCUGCAGAUCCCCAAGGAAGAGCUCUCAUGAUUGGUGCCAUUGAAAAACAAAAGUUUGUCUAUGUAAUCCGUAUGGAUGGCGAUCAUUUGACUAUAUCAUCACCUCUAGAGGGACAUUCACAAAAUACUCUUGUGUAUUCCAUGAUUGCUUUGGAUGUCGGAUUUGACAACAACCCUACCUUUGCUUGCAUUGAAGUGAAUUAUGAAGGAGCUGAUGAAUCCGAUGAAGCCUAUCAAUCCAUUAAGAAGACUCUCACUAUUUAUGAAUUGGACCUAGGAAAAAAUACAAUUGUUAAAAAGUCAGCAGAUGAGAUUGAUAGAUCAUCAAACAUGCUCAUUCAAAUACCUGAACCUGUGAGAGGUGUUUUGAUUUGUUCCGAAAACCACAUUACAUACCGAAAAGGCUCUCACAAUGUCAGAGUUCCAAUACCAAGAAGAGCAGGCAUGCCUCUGGAAAGAGGCCUCAUGAUUGUUAGCUCAAGUAUGCAUAUGGUGAAAAAAGCUGCUGACAUGUUCUUGCUUGUGCAAAGCGAAUUAGGUGAUUUGUAUAAGGUUUCACUCGAUCUGGACGAACAAAAAAAUGUGAAAAAUAUCAGCAUUCAUUACUUUGACACAAUUCCAGUAGCAAACACUUUCUUAACUUUGAAAAACGGUUUUAUUUUCUCAGCAUCCGAAUUCAGUGACCACAAACUAUACAGACUUAAAUCUAUUCAGCAUUCAGAAUAUGAUGAAUCCUUUGAAAUGAUUGGCCUUGAGUCAUUCCCAACAUUUAAACCUUACAUGAGCCAUCGACAUAUUCAAAAAGUCCAAGAUUUAAAAAGCUUGGCUCCUGUUACUGACAUGAAAAUUACAGAUUUAAUGACCGAAGGUUCCUCUCAAAUUUAUGCUCUUCAUGGAAGAGGUCCUCAUUCAUCACUGAGAGUAUUACGAUACGGCUUGCCUGUUGAAGAAGAAGUUUCAGCUCCAUUGGAACAAUCACCACCAGCCGUCUUUACAGUGAAAGAUUCAAUUUCAUCCGAUUUUGACAAGUAUAUUGUUAUUUCAUUUACUGAUUUUACGAUGGUCCUUUCAAUUGGAGACAAAGUAGAGGAAGUUGCUGAUAGCGGUUUUUUAACAAAUACCAAAACAAUUUUUGCAGCAAAUAUUGGUGAGGAAGAUUUGGUUCAAAUUCAUCCAAGAGGCAUUAUUCAUAUUGGACGAGAAGGUGAGAGGAAAUCUGGUUGGGAUUCUGGAAAUAAGCUAGUUGAAAAAGCAACUGUUAACGGAUAUCAAAUCGUCGUUGCUCUAAGUGGAGGAGAAAUCAUUUAUUUCGAGUAUGAUACUAAUUCAGGUCAAUUAAUUAAUACAGAAACCAAUGACAUGGCUCAAGAUGUUGCUUGUCUUGCCUUGUGUCCAGUAUCUGAAGGACAUACCCGAGCUAGAUUCCUUGCAGUUGGUUUCUACGACAAAACAGUAAGAUUGAUAUCAUUGGGCCAAUAUGACAUGAUGUCUAUUCUCUCUAGACAAGCUUUACCAGCUGAUCCAGAGUCAUUAAGCAUGAUUGAAUUGCCUACUGGUCUUUCAGCAAACGACGGACUUGCUCUUUACCUAAAUAUUGGUCUCAGUAAUGGUGUUCUCCUAAGAUCAACAGUAGACCCUCAUUCAGGAGAGCUCUCUGACACACGAUCAAGAUUUUUAGGUACUAGGCCUGUCAAGUUGAGAAAUAUUAGAACGAAGGGACAAAAUGCAAUUCUAGCUCUCUCAAGCAAACCAUGGCUAGGAUAUUUCAAUCAUGGCAGAGUUGAAAUGACUCCUCUCUCGUAUCCAAUGUUGACUACGGCCACUCAUUUUGCUUCUGAACAAAUUCCAGAAGGUUUAGUAUCUAUUGUUGGAGAAGACUUGAGAAUUCUUUCCAUUUCAUCCCUUGCUGACAAGUUUACACAGAACGUUGUGCCUCUCAAUUAUACACCAAGAAAAUUUGUUGUGCAUGAUGAGAGCUCAAACAUGAUAAUUCUUCAAUCAGAUUACAAUACUUUGAAACCUAGCGUAAGACCAGAGUACCUAAAUUUUGAAGAUACAGAAGCAACUCCAAGCGAAUUCAAUGAUGUUGCCUAUGGUGCCAUUAAGACAAAACCAAGAUCAGGCCAAUGGGUCUCAUCUAUUCGUGUCUAUUCCCCUAAGAGACAAGAGCAUGUGGAUGAGUAUGAAUUUGAAGAUAAUGAAGCAGCCUUCAGUAUUACAACAUGCAAAUUCGCUACCGCUUUGGACGGUAUUAAACCAAAUUCAACUUUAAUCGUGGUUGGAACUGCCAAGGAUAUGGUCUUGCACCCAACAAGGAAGUGUGCAUGUGGUUAUAUUAACCUUUUCCAAGUGACAGAUGAAGGAAAACUUCAACUUAUUCACAAGACAGAAGUUGAAGAUGUGCCUUAUGGUUUGCAUGCUUUCCGUGGCAGAUUGCUCGUAGGUGUAAAGAACAUGUUGAGAAUUUAUGACUUGGGCAAAAAGAAGUUGUUGAGAAAGUGUGAAAACAAAUUAUUCCCAAAUUUCAUCACUUCAGUUUCAGUGGACGGAAACAGAAUUUAUGUUGGAGACAUUUCAGAAUCAUUCCACUUUGUGAAAUAUAAUGUACAAGAAAAUACCUUGACCAUCUUUGCAGAUAAUACCACACCAAGAUGGUUGACUGCUUCGGCGCUUCUUGACUACAAUACCAUUGCAGGAGGAGACAAGUUUGGUAACUUUUUCAUUGCUCGUUUACCAAAUGAUGUUUCUGACGAUUUGGAAGAGGCAACUAAUGGAAAAGAAAAGUGGAUUUGGGAGAGAGGUUUACUUAAUGGAGCUCCACAAAAAGCUACAGAGAUUGUGAAAUUCUAUGUUGGUUCCAUGAUUACAAGCUUGUGUAAGACACAACUGAUACCUGGAGGACCUUCAGUGUUGGUCUAUGCCACCAUCACAGGAUCAAUGGGCGUGUUUGUGCCAUUUACCUCCAAGAAAGACAUUGACUUUUUCACUCAUCUCGAAAUGCAACUCAGAGAGAGGAAUCCACCUUUGUGUGGCAGAGACCAUCUCGCAUAUCGUUCCUAUUACUUCCCAGUGAAAGGCGUCAUUGAUGGCGACUUGAUUGAACAAUUCAAUGAUUUGGAUCUGCAAACAAGGGCUACCAUCUCCGAAGAUUUACAAAGAACACCAAACGAGAUUGCCAAGAAGAUUGAAGAUAUGAAGAACCAAACAGGAUUGUAA